GUUUAGGUUUUAUUUUUCUGGGGUAGAAACAAUGGCUUUCUUUAUGAAAAGUGUGAUAAGUAACCAGAUAAAGAAUUUAGGAUUUGGUGGCGGGUCUGAAGAAAAAAAAGAAGAAGGAGGUGCUUCUGAUCCUGCAGCGGCUCAUGGAAUGAAUAGAGAGGAAUACGAGGAGUAUCAGAAGCAAGUGAUUGAGGAGAAGAUGGCGCGAGACGCUGCAUUUAAACACAGAAAGGCAGAGAGGGCUUGCCUCAGAGUUCACGUCCGGGCAAAGCACAGGCUCCCAAAGAGUGAAAUGGACGAGAACCAGAUCCAGAUGGCUGGAGAUGAUGUGGAUUUGCCAGAAGAUCUCAGGAAAAUGGUGGCUGAAGAUCAAGAAGAGGAAGAAGACAAGGCUUCCAUUCUUGGGCAGUUACAGAAUCUUCAGAACAUGGACUUAGACACCAUCAAAGAAAAGGCCCAGGCCACCUUCACAGAAAUCAAGCAGUCAGCGGAGCAGAAGUGCUCUGUGAUGUGA
Molecule: messenger RNA, 514 nt
Organism: Talpa occidentalis (Iberian mole)
Lineage: Eukaryota; Metazoa; Chordata; Mammalia; Eulipotyphla; Talpidae
Gene: CPLX4
Product: complexin 4
Exons: 3
Coding region: 32-514 (160 amino acids)
Biological process (GO): synaptic vesicle exocytosis; regulation of neurotransmitter secretion; neurotransmitter transport
Cellular component (GO): SNARE complex; terminal bouton
Molecular function (GO): syntaxin binding
Source: RefSeq, a predicted model, not a curated record